CAUGUUUUCAGCAUACUGUCUUUAUAUUUAUCUCUUGCUAUUAAUUUGCGUUUGCAAUAUUUUCAAUUAUAUUACCACUGAUGAAUGUCAAGUGAGCAAGAAAAUUAUCUAUUCUAAACCUUCAAUUUCGAAGAAAAUUUGUCAUGAACAGUAUAAAUGUUGGGAUCCACAAAUAGGAUGCUAUUACAAUAAAAAUCCCACUCCUGGCUUUAGAGCUGAAGUUGGCGUUUGUCUUCAUAAUGUUGAAAUAAUUAAUGUUAAAAAUGACACUACGUUGUCAGAUUGUAGCAGAGAAUGCUUGAAAUAUAAUAAUUGUGUUUCUGUUUCAUAUUCUAUAAAAAUGAAGAAAUGUAGUUUGCAAAUGGGUGUGUGCAAAGAUCUAAAUCUUUUAAUCACAGAUAAUAUUGAACUUAUUAAGAUGGCAUCAAGACAAACCACAUGUUUUGAUCGCGAUUGCCCUGAAAAUGACAUAACUCAAAAUAAAAACAAUUUCUCUCAAUGUAUUUCAGAUUGUAUGAAAACUGAAGAAUGUAUUGGUCUGUCAUUUUUAUGGUUCAAUCAGGAGAUUAGUUGUUUCGAAAAACGUGAAAUAUGUAAUGUGUUUGAUAAAAUUGCACUAGGUUCACCUGGAGUUCAUUUCUGUAUCGCUUCACCACUUACUCCGGAUUUGAACGAUAUAAGGCAAGGUUUAUUAAAAAAUAUUACUGAUAAAAGUUCCAAGACAUGUAUAAAAGUUACUAUAAAUAAGAUAUUCAAUUUGAGAAUUUCUUGGCCUUCUAUAGGAAAUCACAGUAUGGAUUUUAAAUUAAUCAUUGAAGGUAAUAACUUAAAGAAAUGCCUACAGUCUCAAUUGGGUUUAGAGCAUUUCGGAGUUAUAGUUUACGUUCGUGAAGAGUUUGUUGGUGAACCUUCCUUUAAAGGUUAUUUUAAAAGUUGCGACCUAAUCAAAGGGAAUCAUGAUACUCUUUGCGAAUAUUUUUGUUCAUGCGGAGAAGAGUUUUGUCAAGCAGUCUUUAUCAAAGCUUUUGGAUUAAAUGAAGAUAAUAUGGAACUAUGUUCGUAUAAAAUAGAACAAUAA
Dimorphilus gyrociliatus is the source of this 1078-nucleotide messenger RNA. The record is from the annotation of a GenBank genome assembly. NCBI's taxonomy places the organism in Eukaryota, Metazoa, Annelida, Polychaeta, Dinophilidae.